AGCUGACAGCGCGCUCGCUUGCAGUGCAGACAGACUGUUACGCCCUCUUAAACACUGUCAUAGCCACAUUUACUUCGGUAAACUUCCUCAAAUAUGCCGUUAAGCCAUUAACUUCCUCUCUGAAGGGUGAACGCACUCACGUCCUACAGACUUCAACAAUUACUUCCACAGCAGCGGGAUUUCGGUCCUCGAGAGCAUCUGAUAUGUUUGACUGCUGAAGUUGAGUGGUCAUCUUUCUAUCAUGCAGAGCAUCAAGUGUGUAGUGGUGGGAGAUGGAGCAGUGGGAAAAACCUGCCUGCUCAUCUCAUACACGACCGGCGCAUUCCCCAAAGAGUACAUUCCCACCGUGUUCGACAACUACAGCUCCCAAGUCACCGUGGACGGCCGCACCAUCAGCCUCAAUCUGUGGGACACGGCAGGCCAGGAGGAGUACGACCGCCUUCGCACACUGUCCUACCCUCAGACCAACGUCUUCAUCAUCUGCUUCUCCAUCUCCAGCCCCCCGUCCUAUGAGAAUGUCAAGCACAAGUGGCACCCAGAGGUGACGCACCACUGUCCCAGCGUGCCCAUCCUGCUGGUGGGGACCAAGAGCGAUCUUCGCAACGACGCAGAUGUGCUGAAGAAGCUGAAGGAGCAGAACCAGGCGCCCAUCACGCACCAGCAGGGCCAGGCUCUGGCUCGCCAGAUCCACGCCGUCAAGUACCUGGAGUGCUCAGCACUCAGCCAGGACGGCAUCAAGGACGUGUUUGCAGAUGCAGUGCGUGCCUUCCUCAGUCCCCAACCUGUGGCUGCAAAGAAGCCCUGUAUACUCCUCUGAAAACACACAGAGCAUUGAGGUAUUUUAACUGAAUUACGUGUAGAAAUGGUGGGAAUGUUUGGAAUAACAGAUCUUUAGUGACCAAGAAACACAACCUUAAUCUGUGAAAUUAGAGAAAUACAAGAUCAAGUCAAAUCUGAGGUUUUCACACUGUACUGAGAUUUUCAUUUUUUUAAUGUUUUUUUUUUCAUAGAAUAUUU
Molecule: messenger RNA, 1017 nt
Organism: Carassius carassius (crucian carp)
Lineage: Eukaryota; Metazoa; Chordata; Actinopteri; Cypriniformes; Cyprinidae
Gene: rhogb
Product: ras homolog family member Gb
Exons: 2
Coding region: 242-817 (191 amino acids)
Biological process (GO): small GTPase-mediated signal transduction; regulation of cell shape; actin filament organization
Cellular component (GO): cytoplasmic vesicle; cell cortex; cytoskeleton
Molecular function (GO): GTP binding; protein kinase binding; GTPase activity
Source: RefSeq, a predicted model, not a curated record